CGAUGGGGAGCUGGGCGGGGCCUUACCGGCGCCGUCAAGUAUCCCGGGGAACGGCCGGCGCCGCUGGGAGCGGGUGGGCGGCCGGGAGGCCGGAGCCGCGCGGCCGCUGGACCCGAAGCGCCGGCCGCGUCUUUCCGCAGCGCUGCCCGCCAUGCGCUCGCUGCUCUGGGCCGCACUGGGGCUCCUGCUGCUGCUGCUGCCCGCGCCGGAGGCCACCAGGAAGCCGACACCCUGCAAGCGGUGCCAGGGGCUGGUGGACAAGUUCAACCAGGGAAUGGUGGACACCGCAAAGAAGAACUUCGGCGGCGGGAACACGGCUUGGGAGGAAAAGACACUGUCCAAGUAUGAAUUCAGCGAGAUCCGCCUCGUGGAGAUUGUGGAGAGUCUGUGUGAGAGCAGCGACUUCGAGUGCAAUCAGAUGGUGGAGGAGCAUGAGGAGCAUCUAGAGGCCUGGUGGUUGCAGCUGAAGAAUGAGUAUCCAGACUUAUUUGAAUGGUUUUGUGUGAAAACGCUGAAAGUGUGCUGUUCUCCAGGGACCUAUGGGCCGGACUGUCUUGCAUGCCAGGGUGGGUCCAAGAGGCCCUGCAGUGGGAAUGGCCAGUGCAGCGGAGAUGGCAGCAGACAAGGGGAUGGGUCCUGCCGGUGCCAUAUGGGUUACCAGGGGCCGCUGUGCAUCGACUGCAUGGAUGGCUACUUCAGCUCACUCCGGAAUGAGACCCACAGCAUAUGCACAGCCUGUGAUGAGUCCUGCAAGACGUGCUCGGGCCCGACCAGCAGAGACUGUGGCGAGUGCGAAGUGGGCUGGGUGCUUGUGGAGGAUGCCUGCAUGGAUGUGAAUGAGUGUGCAGCAGAGAUACCUCCCUGCAACAACACACAGUAUUGUGAGAAUGUCAAUGGCUCAUACACGUGUGAAGAAUGUGAUUCUACCUGUGUGGGCUGCAUAGGAAAAGGCCCAGAAAAGUGUAAAGAGUGUAUCCCUGGCUACACAAAAGAAAGUGGACAGUGUACAGAUAUAGAUGAGUGCUCACUAGCAGAAAAAGUAUGUACAAGGGAAAAUGAAAACUGCUACAAUACUCCAGGGAGUUACGUCUGCGUGUGUCCUGAUGGCUUCGAAGAAACAGAUGACGCUUGUGUGCCGACGGCAGGGGGCGAAGCUGUAGAGGAAAACCCAACACAGCCACCCUCCCGUGAGGACUUGUAACAUGCAUCCAGAGUCAGAAGCCGGACUUGCCCUUUAAGUUAUUCAGAAUGACAUUGUCUCCGUUGCUGCAAAUGGUCGGUUGGAGGGAGAAGCUGCCUUUUUUGAAACAGUUGAUACUCAUUUGGCCCUUUAAAAAGCUGCAUUUCUUGGUUGUUCUUUAAAAGACUUGUAUAUUUUGAUACAGUUCUUUAUAAUAAAAUUGACCAUUGGAGGUAGUCAUAAAUUGAA
Messenger RNA from Carlito syrichta (Philippine tarsier), 1429 nucleotides. It is a transcript of the gene CRELD2, whose product is annotated as cysteine rich with EGF like domains 2. Gene Ontology annotation, molecular function: calcium ion binding. The transcript has 10 exons. The coding region runs from base 152 to 1201 and encodes 349 amino acids. Lineage: Eukaryota; Metazoa; Chordata; Mammalia; Primates; Tarsiidae. The record is from RefSeq and is a predicted model, not a curated record.